Messenger RNA from Drosophila eugracilis, 4210 nucleotides. Its product is annotated as mucin-2. Bases 296 to 3793 code for a protein of 1165 amino acids. NCBI's taxonomy places the organism in Eukaryota, Metazoa, Arthropoda, Insecta, Diptera, Drosophilidae. The transcript has 6 exons. The record is from RefSeq and is a predicted model, not a curated record.
UGUUCAGUUUACCUUCAGUAACGGGCGCGAUCAGUCGUCUUUUCACAAACGUGUGCUCAGUGUCCGAAAACAGAAUACCGUGAAUUUUCAAAUCAAUAGCGAAUAAUCCGAUGAAAAUAUUUGAAACUGUGCAAUAUUUGUGAUUGAAUUUAAAUUCAAGUCGAUUGCAAGGUGUUUUAUUUAUUUAACCAGAGCUUUGAUCAAAUGGAACCAUACUUCUUCAACAACGGGGGAAGAUAAUUAGCCAAAUCAAAACCCAGCAGAACCUGUGAUCGGGAAUUGUAACGGUGGAAUCAUGGAUACCGUCUAUGGGACAAAGAAAUACUUCCAGAGCUUAUCCGGCGUGAGUGAUAUAUACAGGGCGCAGACAUGUCGGCAAAUGAGUGCGGAUUAUACAUACCAGAACACAGUUGGCCGGAGGUCUCAACUGGGGGCUUACUAUCACAUGAACAAGCAGCCCUCGUACACGAAUGAACACAGCCUGAACAGUCAGUAUGGGUACAAUACGUGGGGCAUCUGGCGGGAUGGAAGGAACAUUGCCCCGUCCACCUUCUCGGCAAAGACGCAUACUCAGUACCCCAAGAACCGAUCUUUUAGCAUCAUACUGACCACAGCUGCAUUUAUUGUCCUAUUGGCUGUCAUUUCCAUCGCCGGACUGGCAUUCUACUUUAGUUCUAUUAAAACCAAUCUAGAAGAUCCUGUCAUGGGCUUUGAGGGCUCCUUCCGCAUUGCCAAAGGGGAUCUCUUCUCCACGGGUCUUAAAUAUAACCACACAACCACCUACAAGCAGAAGAUUGAUUUCUACAAGAGGUUCGUGGAGCGAUCUAUGAUGGAUAAUGGAUUGCAGCCACUGCGUACUGAUGUCUGGGGUUUCGGCGAGGGUCCGCUGAUAAAGGUCUCAUUCCGGGUAUUUUUGGAUGUCCGCAAGCUGCCACAGAACAUUCUGAGCGUUGAGGAGUACAUCAAAGAAUCGCUGUUCCUGGAAACGUCUGCUACAAAGUCUCUUUACCGCUCACUGCGCUUGGACACGGAAUCGGUGGAGAUUAAGCGCAUCAUGGAUGAGCAGGUGGUGCGAUCUGCAGCUAUAUUAAAAGAAGCCCAAACUGUGCCCACUAGUCAAACCCAAUUGGAAAAGCGUCUCAUGAAAAAGGGAAGUACACCAGCUCCCACGCCACUUUAUCCAAAACCUUUGGGAGGUAACAGCACACCCAAGCCGAAGAAUCCCCUGUUGCGCAGUCAUUCAGCUGAUGAGGAGCCAGAUAUUGAUGUCGAGAAUGCCCCUGUUAUCCAAGGUUCAUUUGAGGGUUCCUUCGAGAUUACUAAAACAGAUGCCGACAUUGCCCGCAAGAAGACCCCGCCCACUCGCUCCUAUCAGGCCACCAGUAGCACCUUGCCACCCAAGGCCAUUGCCGUUACACCGUUUUCCUUAAGGGUAAAGCCCAAAAAGCCAAGCAUUGAGAAGCUAACGACUGUGAUGCCACAACAGGUGCCCACUGCCGGUCCUUCUAGCACCACCAGAGCAACCACCAGGGCCACCAAGGCAACUACUACGACAAAGAGAACCACCACGUCCACUACCAGGAAAACCACUACUACAACUACUCCUAAGCCUACGACAACUACUACAACAACAACGGAGCCAACUACUACUACUACUACAACGUCAACGACAACCCCACCACCACCACCCCCACCUAGUACCACCAGGGCCACCCCCACCACAACCACCUUUACCUAUCCCUCUGUAAGCACACCCACUCCAUCUCAAGGAGGAUCUUUGCCCAAAUUGGAUGCAAGCCUGUUCACCACCUUCCCAAUUUUGGAUACGCAACCUUGGAGACCCAUGCACAGAGAAGUUCCGGAACUGCUACCUGGUCCUCCACCUGCUUUUCCAACCAAGACGUUGCCAGGAGGAACCACUCCAACUGUGAACCAUAUACCACAAAGGAGAAUUGAUGAAUUCGAACUGCCUUUCAUUGGAGACAAUCCCACUCCUCCGACAGCAGCUGUGGCUCCAGUGACCAUUGAUCCUUAUAGUCUUGGAUUCCUUAACCCCGGAUUGCGAGUUCAAGAGCCAAAACCCAAUCUAGGGCCACAACCACAAGAUCAGGACAUGCUCUUCUACCACAACUUUGGCAGUCCAAUAUUUAUGCCGGGCACUGAGAACAUUGAGCGUUUGGGAGGAGCCCUGGUUGAACCACAUCCAUUGCCCGUUCCUCUCAUUGAUGAUGUUAUCAUACCUCCAUUCAAGCCUAUGGAAGCUACGAUGGGAACGGGUGAGAAACUCCCCUUCAAUCUGGAUGCUAGCAAUGAACGAUUCGAGCAUUUGGGUGGAGGAGUGAUUGCCAAGAAGCCACAGGAAAAGGUGGAAAAGAAAGAUCAGGCAGCCAAGAAAGACCCCAUAGUACAUUCAAUUAAAAAUGUGAAUCAGACUCUGCAUGAGAAGACAGAAGUUCAGGAAAAGAAAGUUCAGAAGACAGAUAAUCUUGAGGUAACCACUAAACAAGAAAUGAAGCUGAAAAAGGUGGAAGCCACCACAUCAUCCUCAAAGAUCGCAGUUAAUAGUUCACCAAAGCCAACCAAAUCUCCAUCCUUACCCUCACUGAAACCAACGGAUAAUUCUGUUUUGGCCGAUACCAUUGGUGAAUUCUUCAUGGAAUUACUAAACCUGCCGAAGGAGGAUAAUGCCACCGCAACUAAAAAACCAACACAAGACGCUAUAGAAUCCAGGAUAGAGCCUGAGGAGGAGGAGACACUGGAGACCUUGAAGACACAGAGCGUUAUACACUCCAAGCCGAACUUUAUGAACCUCAAGGAGAUCAUUCUGCAAAGAAAUACCCCGUCUUCGAUUCUCUCCAACGAAACUUUAGAUGACGAGACCACAACGACGACACCAAUCACAAUAACCACCACAACCACAACGGAGGAACCCAGUACCACUAAGAGAAAUCGCAUUCGGACUACCACUGAACGACCCACAAUGAUGGACGACUCAAAUUUGUUUCCCUCGCAUUCAAAGUGGGAGUUUGUUAACAGUUCCUCUGCCCAAGGAUAUGGUCAUAAUUCGAAUAUGAGGAAGGUCUUCAAUCAGACACUGCAAGCUUGGGUUUCGGAGGACAUUGACAAGUCGGAAAACCUAACACUGAAUGACAUCAAAACGAGGAUUAAUAAUGCUAGUAACAUUCAGGACAUAUCGCUGAUCUUCGAUACCCUAGCCUCCAAGUUGGGAAUUACUCCCAGUGUUCCAAACAAAUUCCCACCAUUUUCGCAGAACAAACUCAAGCAGGCUCCAAAAGAGGAAGUCAGAAGACCCAUUCCCACCUCCACUACUACUGAAGUACCAUUAGUAGUUCCGGAAUCAAUCCUUCCCCUAGACAGGGAACCUUUUAUAAAACCCAUGUCAAGUUUUAUGGAGGAUGGUUCCUCUGAAGUCCUAGGAGCAGCUAUUCCGGUGAUUGGAGAAGCAGAAGUAGAGGUCGUGGAUCCACUAAACUACGAGGAGAUGCUCAAGAUCUCGCAAUUCGCUGCCAGCACAACGGAACCCAGUGUCCACCGACUGGUAACAUUACUUCCGGUGAGAUCUAAUUCCGGAAUCCGAACAUAUAGACCACCAGCCGAGGAUGAGGAGACGCAGAGAAGUGCAAGUGCUCCGGUUCCAUUGCCUGCAUCGGCUCCUUCUCCAGGGAAGAUCAGCAUACGGCGCAAGAGCAACCUCAACCAGAGCCGGAGAUUCGGCCAACCACCCGCCGAGGCGGUGGUCAAGGGCGGCAUCCAGGUGACGGUCAAGAAGUGAUCACAGAGUCGGCCAAAUAGCUUCACCAUGAGAUUAGCAGAGAAACAAGUUCUACCAUAGAACUCAAUGAUUUAGCUUAUACCACUAUUUUGUUAGCUAUAAGUAGGGAAUAUAACUUUAGUUAGGUCGAUCGUGCAAAUAACGAAAUCUUGUUCGAAAAUUGUUUACACACUCACAUUGGAACAAUUUUGGAAUGACACUUCCGGUUAUACUUGGCCGUAUCUGCGACUGCCAGUCCUCAGUAUUUAAGACAAAUCACAUCACAUUCAUUGCCUAAGUAUCGGAUCUUUAGUUUGUAUACGAUCAUACUAAUUCCAAUAUUAUUUUUUUCAGUUCAUUGCGAUUCUUAUGUUAAUGUUAGCUUUGAAUAUAGUUUAGUUAUUAAGCUCGAUCUUUGAAUAAAUGUGAAUAAUUUAU